Messenger RNA from Scatophagus argus, 2602 nucleotides. RefSeq lists its product as uncharacterized. The coding region runs from base 144 to 2099 and encodes 651 amino acids. The record is from RefSeq and is a predicted model, not a curated record. The transcript is spliced from 14 exons. NCBI's taxonomy places the organism in Eukaryota, Metazoa, Chordata, Actinopteri, Scatophagidae.
ACGUGAUCGACGUAAUACAUUUGUCCAACUGUAAAUAGUGAUAUCCUAGAAAUUUCAGUUUAGGCAAAAUAUGUCAUUCCAUAAUUUUGUGUGCAAGUUAAUAUAUUAAAAUUAUUUCCACAAGUGGUUAAAUAUAUUUAUUUAUGAACUUCUCUGGGACGAGUGAACAGAUAUUAGUCGUUUUCGCGGAUUUUUACAUAUUUGUACAUAUUGUAAGCAGGUUUUUAUUGCUUUUCCAGGUAGUUACAGCCGUUGAAAAUGAACUGGGUUGGGGGUUCAAGGAAUUCUUUGAGAAGAGAAAAAUGCAACAGAGAUUGAAAAAUUUAGGAAUUACUCCGCCAACAUCCCCUCGAGGCACUAGUUGUGGCAGUAUGGACCUCCUGACUUUGUUCGUUGUCAACCAGAUUGCUGCUAAGAAAGAAAACAAAGAUCCUCCUAAGGUAGCAGUUCUUGGCAGCAGCAAAGGAUGGUCCAAGCACAAGAGAAAUGAGGCUCUGGUACUCCCGAUGAGCCCCUGCUCUCCAUCACAGCUGAAUCUUGAGAGCCAACCUCAGUAUAGUCUUCAAGGGACAAGACAGAGAAAACAUGUCAUUCCACAAGGGUUCAAGUAUCGACAGCUGUCACCGGUGUUUGAGUCAGCUUUCUCAGACAACAGUGCAUCUGACUACUUGCCUCCCAUAACCGAUCCUCUCAGCCCCUUCUCCUUCACGUCACCAGCGUCUUCAGGACAAGGCCAAACUGAACUGUUCUCCUCAGGAAUGUUCCCUCUGCAGCCGAGUCUCCAGCACAGAAGUCAGACGCAGGCACAGUUACCUCCACACUGCUCUCCUCCACCCUGGGGAAUCUCGGGGCGUGAGCAGACCAAGUUUCAGCCAUUCUCCCAGCCCAGAGAUAUGACAGGCUGUCUCCCCUGGUCCAAUGGAUCAAACCCACCCCUCUCCCACCUGGAAGCACCUCCAGCAGCCAGAGUUCUGUUUGGAAGCCCAAAGCCAGAUAACACAGAGGCCAGGAAGCAUGCAAGACAAGAGGUCACCUUCUGUCUCAACCAACCAGAGGACAGAGAGCCCAUGUUGGACUUCACUCUUAACCACUCAGACACUGAGGCAGACAUCUUCAGCGGCUUCAAUGCUGAAGAAUAUGAAAGAGAAGCUUCUCAUUUUGGGGGGCGAAAACAGAAGAUAUGUCUUAAUGAUGAAACACCAGCCAAAUCUUCAGCGCCACAAAUUGUCCCUGACUCACAGUGCAUGGGAGUGGAGCUCUCCAACUGCUCUGACAUGAACUGUUCACACCUUGAACACAGUGGCCCCAUGAAUGGCCGUGACUGUUCACCAAGUUUCUCUUGUAGAAGAGGUUACCUCAGUUCAGACUCAAAUAAUGAAGAAGAAUGCUGUGAGCCAAGUCUCCAUGAUGCCUCUUCAUAUAUGGACCAAGCCUGUUGUACAGAUGGCCUUAACUCAAACAUUGGCUCGCAGGGAAAUCCAAAACAAAGGCACUCUCAACCCAGGUUUUCCACCCCGCUCCUGAAACCCAAAAUGAACUUCAGAGAUGACCAGAAAGUUAGGGAGGAAGUGGCUGGUCCAAAUAAAGCCGUCAGAAGUAAAACCCACCAGAUGGGAAGCCACACAACUCAGUUUGAUUCUCCUCAGGCUCUGGCUCAAAGUCAGCCUGCAUUGACAUGCGAAUGCAAGAAAGCAACCAGCAAAACUCGAGAUGCAGGAACUCAAACAGCCAACGACCCCACGGCUGAGACCUGCGAUGCCUCGACUCAGUGCAGCUUUGCUGUAGACAGAGCAACCAAACCCACUGGGUUUAACUGGUGCCUUCCACCUGUUGAAGUGUCAGCACAGCAUCCAGCCACAGGGAGGCAGAGUGAUACUGCUGCAGAGCGAAAUGCACACACACCUUCACCAGGCAAGGCGAGGAGUGGAGGGAACCAUACGCCUUGGAACAAGAAGACACCCAGGGCUGCCUCCCUAUCCGGCAGCUUAAACAAAAUCACAGCUAACAAUGAUGUUGGCAAAGUGGUCAUACAGAGACCCGUAAACCCCUUUCAGGAUGCCCUGAGCAUGACUUAUGGCAGAGGUAUAUCAUUAAACUGAGAGUUCUGAGUGUGUCACCCCUUGUAAAAUGAGAUUCAAGAUUCAUUUUUCCAUAUUUUGUCCAUAUUUUCCAUAUUUUAUCCCAUUCCACAUUCCACUGACAAAGAAUGCAGGCAUUUGGUUAAAUAACCCUAUUUUCUACUCUUGUUUCUGAUGAGCGACAGCAGAUGAGAGAGGGCAACAAGAAAAUGGCCAUCUGUUGAAAGACUUCUCCACUGAAGAGAGGAAGGAGGAGGCCACGUCCGCCACCAGAGUUCACAGAAGAGAAGAGACCAAAACACUUCAGGAGGUAGCCGACAUUUUGCUCCUGCUCAAGCAAGUGGGGAAGUAGGGAUGGUAAGAAAAGAAGAAAGGAAGGCCAAUGAAUGAAGGCAGCAGGAAAUUUAAAAAUGAAAACAUGCCUGUUCUGUGCAUAUUUUUUACAUUCAGUGUGUUAUAAGCCACGCAGUGUUUGGUCAAAGUGGUACGACAGAGACAAAGUGAAAUAAAGCCCUGAAGCCUUA